This is a messenger RNA of Rhopilema esculentum, 2176 nucleotides long. RefSeq lists its product as uncharacterized. Gene Ontology annotation, molecular function: DNA-binding transcription factor activity, RNA polymerase II-specific; RNA polymerase II cis-regulatory region sequence-specific DNA binding. The record is from RefSeq and is a predicted model, not a curated record. Gene Ontology annotation, biological process: regulation of transcription by RNA polymerase II. Lineage: Eukaryota; Metazoa; Cnidaria; Scyphozoa; Rhizostomeae; Rhizostomatidae.
CGUUUUUUUUUCAAGGAAAGUCAUUCCAGUUCCAUGGCUGACACAAAAAGCUUUCAUUUUACGAUCAAUUAAUUUCAUUUAACAACUGAAGUCAUUUAUUAUGAAGUGUAAGAUGUGGACACGUUUUAAAGCACUUUUUUAAGGGCAGUCAUGUCAACGGUAGGGACAUUAAUGCAUCUUGGAGCGAUGAGAAUCUCAUUUCAGUUAAAAGAAGGAAUACAACAGGCUGUUAUGUGAGAUCAGACGGUCAAACCAUAAAACAUUUGCUCAAUUUUGCUUCUGGCGAAAUCUCAAAUUUUGUUUUGCUCUUCUGGUGAGAUUUAGAAUCUUGGUGGUUAGAUUGGUACCAAAGGAGCUCAAAGACAAGGAUAUGCCAUAAUUAUGAUACGAGCGACCCAAAAACCGACAAUACCCCCUGGUAAAAAGACUUGGGAAUAUCGGUCCAUGUAAACAAAUGAUGCAGAUAUAGCCUGCAUGCCUGCCUCAUAUUGGAUUACAGCGAUUGAUGAUCAAACCAUUUGUUCUCAUUGGUUAUGUGUGAAAUUUUGGCGUCCUGAGGCUCACUUGCUUUGCUAGCCAAUAGCUUUGACCGACAUCCCGGUUACACCAUAGACCUCUCUAGCAAUUCUGAGUUUAAUCUUGCGAGAAAUUUAAUCGCUUUUGAGUCAAGUCGUGCACCAUUGACUCUCAUCAUUGGGCUCUCAGUCCCGCCAUCUGUGGAUCGUACAAGGCUAAACUUUGGUUUAUUUUUUAUAUCAAGCCUUCGCAGAGCUGGGUUCGAUUGGGGAAAUAUCAUGAUGUCUAUUGCCGACCCGUUACUAUCGACGGUGAAUGUUUUCAAAGCUGAGAGCAGAGAGAAGAAUCUUAGUGAUAUCACAGAUUGGAAUUACGACUUUCAUACGCUUUGGAGUGAAUUUGAAACAUCAUCAAGUGAUGGCUCGACAUCUGACAGCGCAGAUGAUAAUUUCACGGUGGAUAUCGUGGAGUUUCUCGCAAACAGCUCGCAACAGUCUAAAAGCGAAACCCCCGAGAAAGCAGUGCAGGUGAAGCAAGAACCCACAGAGUGUAGCGAAGACUGGAGCUCAGGGAAACGACCACAGGAGGAAAGUGAACACAACAGGGACCUGGCAGGCUCUCCGCCAAACCUGCAGCCUGUAGCUGUGGCGUAUGUGCAGCAAAACUAUCAGCAACAGAUUGGUGACUGUUUUCAAAAACGAUCUGUAGAGAAUUUUAUUGUCAACGAGUCUACAAGUCCAAUACUUAUUCCAUCUCUGCAAGAGGCAAACGGACCGAUUUAUAUUUCCCCUACCACUGCGGUGGCACAUCAAUUCGCAACUAUGCAGCCGCAAUAUAUAUUGACUGUGGCGAAUCCUGCAGGGCCUAGCCAGUGCUAUCACCUAGUUCCUUCCCAUGAACGACAUAACAUUUACACUACUGUUACGAAAGCACCAUGUGCGGAAACGUGCUAUUCAUCAAACGGCUUCAACAUAAAUGAAAGUUGUUGUCUCCCGGAUGGCCGAAGUAUCAUCGUAAACCCAACUGCAGUUUUACCCCAAGUUGUCCUAUCGUCCAGUGUGGAAAUAGGCCCAUCAGAGCUGAGUGGAAAAUUCAAGGUUGCUCCCAUCCCAAGUGAAAAUUUACAAAAUUUAACUACAUCUGCAAUGGUGGGUGCGCAUUCUGUUUCCGUAGAGGGGAAAUUACGAAAUGGAAUUGAAAAAAUGGAUUAUACGCUAGAUAUCGGACUUGAAAAUCAAUUGAUAUCAAAAAAGGACUCUUCUUUUGACAACAGUGCACUUAAGCGUAACGUCUCUGUACCUCGCACACAUCAGUGCUCACAUCCUGGUUGUAAGAAAUCAUACACGAAAAGCUCGCAUUUGAAAGCACAUCAAAGAACCCACACGGGCGAGAAACCUUAUGCGUGUACGUGGGAAGGUUGCACGUGGAAAUUUGCACGAUCCGACGAGCUUACACGACACUAUAGGAAGCAUACAGGACUUCGACCAUUUAAAUGUCUGAGAUGUAGUCGCACUUUUUCAAGAUCGGAUCAUUUGUCGCUGCACAUGAAAAGACAUACAAAUAGUUAAAUUCCUACCCUUAAUGGAUUAGAGAAAUUAUGUAGGCUGGAUCUUUUAAAAGCAUCUUAGGGAAAAUGUAAAAUCCGUAUUAUAGAACCAUA